Aspergillus caelatus is the source of this 464-nucleotide messenger RNA. RefSeq lists its product as uncharacterized. Bases 180 to 380 code for a protein of 66 amino acids. NCBI's taxonomy places the organism in Eukaryota, Fungi, Ascomycota, Eurotiomycetes, Eurotiales, Aspergillaceae. The record is from RefSeq and is a predicted model, not a curated record. The transcript has a single exon.
CUACACCCGCUUUAUUGUUUUUUCUUUCGCGAACGUUGGCAUCUAGUCGAUCAUUUGCAGGUUACCAUGGAUUUGAGUCAAUCAUAGAGGGUUAUACUUUUUGGCGUUGAGAUACAGGGUGGAAACCAGAUGACGGCGGGUUAACUUUCGUUUAUACCGAAGUUCCGGAUGCAUUGUGCAUGCUUUCUCUCGCUUUCAGUUUUCUUUUUCUUUUUCUUUUUCUUUUUACUUUCCUUGCCCCUUCUAUUAUUCUAUAUCUUGCUUUCAGAUUCGAUUCCCCCAAGUCCGCAAGGGUUGCGGGCUGUCAUUAUUAUGUGUUUACGAUGAGUCUUCAUACCCAUGGAAAUACUCCAUCUGUUUCGUGUGCGGGAUAUCCUUGAGUGGAUGCUUGUUUAGACUAUUUAGUCUAUUACCUUUUAUGUCCGUGAUUGUUGUUCUGGAAUAUAUUUUCUGUUUUACUCUUA